GUUAAAUAACUGUUUGUCCUCAGCACACCUGGUCAGGGAUGAAACAUCUGGCUUCAUCCUUGUAGAGAAGAUAAUUAGGCCUGUAACAGACCCCUAGACCAAAAGGAAACAAAGCAACACAAAUUAAAACAGAAAAUCGUGUAUGCUUAAUAAUUAUUAUGAGGAAAGCUAAAGCAAACCGAGUGGGAUCUGAGGAAAAAAAAAAACAAGAAAUUAAAGGAAAAGUAUGCAACUGAACAGGACUGAGAGUGAAGAUCGCACCACAGAGCAAAGCAAAACCAAAAUGCUUGUAUACUGCUUCCUCCUGUGCAUCUUAGCCUGGAAAUCUGGCUGUUUCGUGAAAUUACACAGGAACCUAGCAGGAAAGCUGCUUGGACAAGACUGCUGUAGGUUUGGCUGGCUUUGCCCUACACUGUUCUCUAAGACUCUAUCUCAGUAGGUUUUGCACAUCUUCACAACUUUGCUGCUUUCAAAUGAUGGCAUACAAUAUACUCUCCUGGCUUCAAGCAGACCCGAUACACUAUGGUGGCACACAACAGAACCCUCAUGAUAUUACAGAUGAUUUGAGCUGAAGUGACACCUAUUAAGUGAUAAUACCUGAGAGCCACAGGAAGGCUGCGUGGGUCCAGAAGUGUAAGGUCAGCAACAUGGACUACAAAUUCAGCUGCAUCCUACCUGUUCUUUGGAGAGUUAGCUUUACCCCUAACCAACAUAGAGAAGAAUUGGCAACUGGCCUUGGGUCAAGGGCAUCUUCCUGGGACUCUUCUAUGUCAUCAUAUAGAUGUGUCCAGCAAGGCCUAAGCACUCUGGCUUGUUUUGGAGAAUACAAGCAUUUCUGGGCUUAAAAAGCACCUGUUAAUCCAGUCAACUAAAACAGGCUACUGAAGUGGUUAAUCUAUUGCUCAGAAUCAUCUGAAGUUGUUAAAUCUUUACUGAUGAACGUUUUGCCAUGAGUAAACUGUUAUAGUUACAGAAAAUUACAAUAUCUAAGCUUUUUGGAGGCACCUCCUCACAUGGAAACCAGAUUUUAUCCAGGUAAAUUACUAGUGGAUGCUGGCGUUGCUAUUGUUCUAGGCAUUUACUAACAAGUUUCUCUGUAAUGAAGUUAAUCAGUAAACGAUAUAACCUCUGGCCUGUGUCACUCCUUUGUGAGUCUUAAAGAAAGUUCUCACUGUAAAGAAGGCAACGGGAUCUAGACAAAGCAAAAACUUCAAGGGAAGAGAAAAGCAGAGAAAGAGGGAAAGAAGGACUGGGUAACGUAAGGACAGUAUUUUGCUUCAAGAUAUGGUCUGACUGAAGACUGGCUGAGGUCAUGCAAGACAGAGCAGCGCACUGUAUGCUUCUGAGAGCAGAAUCCCUGCAGCCUUUGUGAAAAGCUCUGUGCACACCGCUGGCUGAGGAACACUGCUCGGACCACAUGUUUUGGAUCAGGCCAAAGAAAUUCUUCAUCCUGCACGGUGAAGUAGGAGGGGCAGAGAGCUGCACAGCAAGCAUGGGACCUUGAAAGCGAAGAAGUAGUCAAAAAGCAAAGGUAUCCUUUCAGAACCAAUGAGUUCUCCAGUGCAAGAAGCAGAUGUUUCACCUUACGCACAGUACAACAGUGUGCCAUUUCCCCAAGUUCAGCCUCAGAUUUCAUCACCACCUUAUUACUCCAACCUGGGCUUCUACCCUUCACAGCACGAGGAAUGGUAUUCCCCUGGGAUGUACGAGCUCAGGAGAAUACCCUCAGAGACCUUUUUCACAAGAGAGACAGAGAUAAUGGAUAUCCCUGCAGCCAAAAAGCCUAGACUGGGCCACUCCACGGGAAGAAUGAAAGGAGAAGAGCUCUGUGUGGUCUGUGGUGACAAAGCCUCUGGGUACCACUACAAUGCUCUCACUUGUGAAGGAUGCAAAGGGUUCUUCAGAAGAAGCAUCACAAAAAAUGCAGUGUACAAGUGUAAAAAUGGAGGCAACUGUGAGAUGGACAUGUACAUGAGGAGGAAGUGCCAAGAGUGCCGUCUAAGGAAAUGCAAGCAAAUGGGCAUGUUGGCUGAAUGUAUGUAUACAGGUCUAUUAACAGAAAUACAAUGCAAGUCAAAAAGGCUACGGAAAAAUGUGAAACAGCUCCCAGAUCAGACAGUCAAUGAAGAUAAUGAAGGCCACGACAUGAAACAAGUGACAUCUACAACUAAAAUUUAUAGGGAGAAAGUAGAAUUUACCCCAGAACAGCAGAACCUUCUUGAUUACAUCAUGGAUUCAUACAGCAAACAACAAAUACCUCAGGAGGUGUCAAAAAAGCUGUUACACGAGGAAUUCAGUGCUGAAGGGAAUUUUCUGAUUCUAACAGAAAUGGCUACCAGUCAUGUACAAGUUCUUGUGGAAUUCACUAAAAAACUACCAGGCUUCCAAACUCUUGACCAUGAAGAUCAGAUUGCUUUGCUGAAGGGCUCAGCAGUAGAAGCCAUGUUCCUCCGUUCAGCUGAGAUCUUCAGUAGGAAACUUCCUACAGGACAUACUGUCCUUCUAGAAGAAAGAAUUCGUAAUAGUGGUAUCUCAGACGAAUUCAUAACUCCCAUGUUUAAUUUUUAUAAAAGUAUUGGAGAGCUGAAGAUGACACAGGAGGAAUAUGCACUGCUCACAGCAAUAGUGAUCCUGUCCCCAGACCGACAAUACAUAAAGGACAGAGAGUCGGUGGAAAGACUUCAGGAGCCACUGCUGGAUAUCCUGCAGAAGUUCUGCAAGCUGCACCACCCGGACAACCCGCAGCACUUUGCGUGCCUCCUGGGCCGCCUCACCGAGUUACGGACGUUUAACCACCACCACGCAGAGAUGUUGAUGUCCUGGAGAGUGAACGACCACAAAUUCACUCCUCUCCUCUGCGAGAUCUGGGAUGUGCAGUGAUGGAUGCCGGUUGUUUUUAUUUCAGGACAAACAUCUUUUUAAAGGACCACGCAGCAUUUAUUUUCAUAGGAAAAGCAAUAUACCACAGUGCAUUAAUUUUUCUUUACUGCAUUUUUAUAGAAACUUGCCAUGGAGCUCACAAAAGCCGUUUUGGGCGUUAUACACAGAAUACUGUAUAGCUGUCAGAUUUCCACACGUGAGUUAUAAUUUUCUCUGUAUUUAUAUUCUCUGAUCAGAAAGAAUUCAGCGGCUCCUCACAGGAACCCCACCAAUCCCUCCUGCAAUUGCUCUCUUUGCAGAGUUCCUCUUGCAAAAUGGGGCGAUGCGGGCUUCCAUUCACAUUUUUCAUUGCUGUGUUUUUGUGCUUGGCCUCCAUUAAAGAAUAUAUUCCAAAUAUUUACCACAAUAAACCAGCAGAAAUGAUUAUUG
Meleagris gallopavo (turkey) is the source of this 3309-nucleotide messenger RNA. RefSeq names its product nuclear receptor subfamily 1 group H member 4 (gene NR1H4). Gene Ontology annotation, molecular function: zinc ion binding; nuclear receptor activity; bile acid binding. Gene Ontology annotation, biological process: bile acid signaling pathway; negative regulation of inflammatory response; positive regulation of transcription by RNA polymerase II. Gene Ontology annotation, cellular component: RNA polymerase II transcription regulator complex. The record is from RefSeq and is a predicted model, not a curated record. Lineage: Eukaryota; Metazoa; Chordata; Aves; Galliformes; Phasianidae.